AUGGAAGACGAGACGGUGGCGCAGCCACCGAGCGUGAAGGACUUGCGUGCUAUGUUUGAAUCGAACGGUGCAUCUACAGAGAAGAGCACAAGCUCUACGACCAAGCCGCGCGUUCGCCCAAAACCCAGCAGCAUUCGCACGUCGUCCACAUCGACAGAGUCGCAUGAGGCUACAGUCGCCUCGCCGACGCCAUCGACAUCUUCCCCAUCGCCUGCAUUGCCUACGAAAAGUACGAAGGAGGCAGAGCCUGACACACUCACCUCUUCCCCCAUUGAUGCUUCUCUCCCUGCAGCAUCCUCUAUACCCUUGGAAAACUCUCAACCAGACAGCAAGAAACCGCCUGUGGGGAUGAAGCCUGAGUCUCACGUUAGCUCUCCAUCUACGUCGGUUCUUGAAGGUCAAGCAAGUCAGCCACAGACCGAUUCUCCUCGCCUUGAGAGUCCAUCGACAACCAAACCUGUGGCCCCGCCACGUCCCCGCCGUGAUAGUGGCAAGCCGAGUCUGCCGUCCAGUGCUGUUGUGGUUCCCAACGAGAUGGACGUCCAUCCGCCCCUUCCACCCCGCAGAACAGCCAGCCCUGAGAAGGCCGUCGCCCCACCGCUUACGCCUCCAACGCGUCGUGCUGCCCCACCUCGGCCAGCGGCCAAAAGCAUGCAUGCCGUGCCCGAGAGGUAUACACGAUGUUUCCAACAAUACUGUACGUCAUCAUCUGGUACAGAGCCCAUGGUGCGAUGCGAUGUCGUGCGUGUGGUCUGGCUACGGAGCCGCCUGCCCUCCACUGAAUUAGCAGCGGUAUGGCAGUCGGUGGCUGGCACAGAUCCAGCCUGUGAAGGUCUCACGGAGUCGCAAUUUACGAUGGGACUCCGCCUGAUCGAUGCUAAACUUCGGCGUCUCCAACUUGACCCGAAUGCGAGCGCUGAGGCUCGUAUGCCCCCACCGGCUUUGCCAUCGCGUCCUAGUAGUCGUCCAGUGCCUACGUAG
Messenger RNA from Malassezia pachydermatis, 981 nucleotides. RefSeq lists its product as hypothetical. The transcript has a single exon. The record is from RefSeq and is a predicted model, not a curated record. Bases 1 to 981 code for a protein of 326 amino acids. NCBI's taxonomy places the organism in Eukaryota, Fungi, Basidiomycota, Malasseziomycetes, Malasseziales, Malasseziaceae.